Amphimedon queenslandica is the source of this 2376-nucleotide messenger RNA. RefSeq lists its product as uncharacterized. The transcript is spliced from 8 exons. NCBI's taxonomy places the organism in Eukaryota, Metazoa, Porifera, Demospongiae, Haplosclerida, Niphatidae. The coding region runs from base 93 to 2141 and encodes 682 amino acids. Gene Ontology annotation, molecular function: protein binding. The record is from RefSeq and is a predicted model, not a curated record.
ACAGGUGUGGCUUAGAGUUUGAUGAAAAUUAUGUUGGUGGUGUUGCUGAAUUGCUGACUGUCUGAGCUUUGAAAGUAGAGGCCUGCUGAAAGAUGGAGAGAGGAGGAAACAAACAGAAACCACCUCCAAACCCAAAGCCUUAUCAUUUAACUACUAAACCAGCUACUACUACUAAACCCUCACCCUCUCUUCCCUUGAGAUCAAUUCCCUAUGGACAAUCAUACACCAACACAGCAUACCCUAAUAAUGGCACUAAUGAUGAGGAGUACCUAAGUAUGGAUGGUAUAGGACCUACUUCAUAUCCACCACCUGCGACUGCUUUAGCUUAUCCUCGUCCUCCAAUACCCUAUCCUCCUCCUCAAUCGAACGAGAACCGUCCACCUGAACUACCACCGAGAGAUGUAAUGAGACCUGUCUCUAAUGGCACGACAUUCCAAACCUAUGUUGAUGCAAAUUCAAAAAGCUUUCCUUGUGAUGUCAUCAUUGAUACUGGCUACUAUGGUGGCCACGGCAAGUCCUCGCUGUACGAGGAACAACUGACGCUUCAUUUUGAGAUGAAACUCCGCACGGUACGUGGUAAAGUAGACCGUGGGGCCACCUAUCACAUCCCUCUAUCAUCCUCGCUUCAAUUCAGUCUCCUCCAUAAUCCUACUGAUAAUAUCCAACAGGCCAUGCUGGGGCAUUACUUUGAGACUGUUGGACAUAUACUGGCCCAACCAUCACGGAACAGACCAUUGGCUAUAUGUGUUACCCAUACCUACACAGGUCCUAAUGCUGAGUCCAGUGUAUGUGAAGGUGAUAUUCUCCUCAUCAGUCCUCGAGUCCACACUCGAACCUUCAAGCAAGGGAAAUUCAUGAAAUGCGUUGACAUCGAGUCGGGAGAAGUCAAGAUGCUCCAUGAGAACUGUGUCGCCGGUUUUACAACUCAACCGGAAAAGAUACGCAUGAGCCUCAAGGACUUCUGGAACCAUAAGUACUGCCCUCCUCCAUUAAAGGUAGUCAUGACUCACUCACUGCCUCAGGUGGUGCUGCCUCAGAAUGCACUGGUGACACUAUUGGCUGAAGAAUGGGAGGAGUCUGUCAUAGCAACUCACAUGCAGGAACUGGAGCAGAUGACACAGUCCGCAGCAGCAAAUGGUACCCAAACGAUACGUAUACUAAAGGACAUAGGUAUAUCGGUGAAACCAGCAGAGGGAAAUGGGUCUAAGGACACAAGCAGUCUUCAACAAGAGACCUACCACCUGUACAACGAGUUUGAUCUAGUUUAUAUCAAUCAGCAUCUUUUCUCCGACGAUCCGGUUUGGCCUAAUUUCGAGGAAGUUCAGUCAAUGUUCUACAAGUCAGUGAUGAAGGACUGCACUCAAGACUACUCCAUUAAGAAACCAGAGAGCCUCUUGAAGAAUAUCAAGCGUCAAAAGUCAAUAAAGAACAGUCCUCUCUCACGCAGGAGAUUGUCCACUAGUAUUGACCAGGUCAAUGCCCUUGGGACUGGAGUGAAGAGUGAUUACUCACCAGUUACCUUAAAGGGAUCCAUACCUGAGAAUAGUGCCUACGGAACUGUGGGUGACUCACAGGGUAUGCCACCACCAGGGCAUGAGGCAUAUCCAGUGGUUCAUGAUGGGACUGAGGUUAUACCUGAUGUAGCUCACUUGUUGCAUGAAGUCAACACUGCUAAUAGACAAAUGAUGAUACACGUUGAAGGACUUAGAGCUGAAAUUGAAGGUCUUAAGCAAGACUUGAGGCAAACCAAAUCAAUUGUUGGUUCAAUCAAAAGAGAGAUGUACAAUGUGAUUGGCAAGCUUGAGUCUGACGUGACAUUGUUAAAGGAGAACAUUGGCGAAUAUGUAUCUGUUAUUAAAUCUGGAGCUACACCCGUUGAAGUAGAGAAUAAGGAAAUAUUGAAAGCGUUUACAUCAGACCAGGUACUGCAGGCCUUGGAUCUGCUCUCCCUCUCUCAGUAUAAAAAUACCUUCUCUGUGAAAAGGGUGACUGGUUUGGAGCUGGUCCAAUAUAAUGACACUGUCCUCUCACAGGAUUUAGGCAUGACAAGCCAAUCUGACCGCAUAAGGAUGAUGCUCUUUAUUGAGGGAAGAGAAGCUGUUUGGAAGCUACUAGAGGCCCAGUCUCAAGCAACUGAAUAAUGACAUUGAUGAUAAUAAUAAUACGCUCAUCCAUGCACAUACAUAACAUUAAUGACUUUUGUGUUUAUUUUUUAUUUCUCUUGCAACCAAUGCAGUGUACAGUGUUAAAAUUUGUUUUUAAUGUUUGGUUGCAUUAAUUUAUUGUGUUUCUCAUGUUCUUUUUUUUAUUUUGUGCUUUUUUUGUUGGAUUUCAGUGAUAAUUAUAAGGACACGUGGAACCAUUUUGGAAAACAUA